This is a messenger RNA of Kazachstania africana CBS 2517, 486 nucleotides long. RefSeq names its product glutathione peroxidase GPX2 (gene GPX2). The record is from RefSeq and is a predicted model, not a curated record. NCBI's taxonomy places the organism in Eukaryota, Fungi, Ascomycota, Saccharomycetes, Saccharomycetales, Saccharomycetaceae. Gene Ontology annotation, biological process: response to oxidative stress. Gene Ontology annotation, molecular function: glutathione peroxidase activity. The transcript has a single exon. Bases 1 to 486 code for a protein of 161 amino acids.
AUGCCAUCUGUUUACGAUUUCGAAGUCAAGGAUAAGAAAGGUGAAGUCGUCAAGCUUGACCAAUAUAAGGGUAAAGUUAUCCUUGUGGUGAAUGUCGCUUCUAAAUGUGGUUUCACUCCACAAUAUGCUGGUUUGGAAAAAAUAUACAAGAAAUAUGAAGACCAAGGUCUAGUGAUCCUUGGUUUCCCAUGUAACCAAUUCUUAGGCCAAGAACCAGGUACUAAUGAAGAAAUUUCUCAAUUCUGUCAACUGAAUUACGGUGUCACUUUCCCAAUCAUGCAGAAAAUUGACGUCAACGGCUCAAAUGCUGAUCCAUUCUAUGAAUACUUAAAGAGUCAGAAAAAGGGUCCAAUGGGUUUAAAGAGAAUUAAGUGGAAUUUUGAAAAAUUUUUAAUCGAUCAAAAUGGUAAAGUCGUUGAAAGAUUCUCCUCUUUGACUAAGCCAGAAUCCAUUGAUCCAAAGAUCGGUAAAUUAUUAUCUAAAUAG